Messenger RNA from Epinephelus lanceolatus (giant grouper), 1497 nucleotides. It is a transcript of the gene ap1s1, whose product is annotated as adaptor related protein complex 1 subunit sigma 1. Gene Ontology annotation, cellular component: membrane coat; AP-1 adaptor complex. NCBI's taxonomy places the organism in Eukaryota, Metazoa, Chordata, Actinopteri, Perciformes, Serranidae. The record is from RefSeq and is a predicted model, not a curated record. Gene Ontology annotation, biological process: intracellular protein transport; vesicle-mediated transport. Gene Ontology annotation, molecular function: clathrin-cargo adaptor activity.
GGCGGAACUGCUCAGUGAAGCAGGGGAAUGGGCUGAGUUUCAGUUACAGUACUGUAUCUGACACAGACAUGCACUGUCAACGUUAGCUGCGGUGUAUUCGUUUACGUGGACCAGGCAGUGUAGACGUAGUGUUUGUUUCUAACGUCGCAGCAUCUUAAUACAUUCGAACAAAUGAUGCGCUUCAUGCUCCUUUUCAGCCGACAGGGGAAGCUGCGGCUGCAGAAGUGGUACACAGCCACAGCUGAGCGCGACAAGAAGAAGAUGGUCAGGGAGCUGAUGCAGAUAGUGCUUGCCCGCAAACCAAAGAUGUGCAGCUUCCUAGAAUGGAGGGACCUCAAGAUUGUCUAUAAAAGGUAUGCCAGCCUGUAUUUCUGUUGUGCGAUUGAAGAGCAGGACAAUGAGCUCAUCACACUGGAAGUCAUCCACCGCUUCGUAGAGCUGCUGGAUAAGUACUUUGGCAGUGUGUGUGAGCUGGACAUCAUCUUCAACUUUGAGAAGGCCUACUUCAUUCUAGAUGAGUUCCUGAUGGGAGGAGAGAUACAGGACACAUCUAAGAAGAGCGUUCUCAAAGCCAUUGAACAAGCUGACCUACUGCAGGAGGAGGACGAGUCACCCAGGAGCGUGCUGGAGGAGAUGGGCUUGGCGUAGUACACAGCAAGGUUGUGAAAGACUAUAGAUACUAAGGCAGAGGGCUGGAUGAGAGGGGGCGGGGCACAAUCUGGGAUUGGACAUUCUUGGACUGACAGCAUUGGUUCUGUGUAUCUGUGGCUCUUGGGACUGAUGUGCAGUGUGUAACUGGGGAAGCAACUCAGUUAAGAAUGAAAGAUCCUUGCAUUGACAGGCCCUUUAGCUCUGUGUGUGUGUGUGUAUGUGUGUGUGUGUGUGUGUGUGUGAUCUGAGAGUGGGGUAGAAGACAUGGUAUACAUUUAAACGUGUGUGGCAGCAGGGGCUUAUCAGAGAGUUAAAAUAAGAAUCCAGAGUGGACGCUGACGUCACAGUGAGGCAGCUUGGCAGUUUGACUGAUGCUGUGAUGCAAAGAGGUGGUUGAACAGUCACACCUUGUCUUGAAAGUUUGCCAGGUACUGAAUGUGGACUGAGACUAGGUCAUGGAUUUGGGUUUAUAGAUUGGGGGCAUCAUUCAAAUGAUAAGUCUGAUGUUAUUUUACAUUUUUUUGUAUUUUAGACAAUUCUCAUAAAAAAGACCAAAACCAACAACGUGUUCUCAGUGCUCAGUACUUUAAGUUUUUCCCACUUUGCCUUAACACUCAUCUCCAAGCCCAUUGGUUCCUACUGAAGAUAUAAAUAUUUCAAAACAGCUUUGUUGGUUUUGAUCUGUAUGUGAGAUUUGGUGAUAAUCAGAAAAAUAUAGAAUAUCACCAGUACUUCAAAGGUCUAGUCUGUAGGAUUUAGAGGCAUCUAGCGGUCUAGGUUGCAGAACUGAAACUUCUUCUAUGUGCCAAGUAUGUAGGAGAACUACAGUGGCCAAAACAAAAAUGC